Kwoniella shivajii is the source of this 879-nucleotide messenger RNA. RefSeq lists its product as uncharacterized. Gene Ontology annotation, cellular component: mitochondrial outer membrane. Gene Ontology annotation, biological process: monoatomic anion transmembrane transport. Lineage: Eukaryota; Fungi; Basidiomycota; Tremellomycetes; Tremellales; Cryptococcaceae. The record is from RefSeq and is a predicted model, not a curated record. The transcript is spliced from 6 exons. Gene Ontology annotation, molecular function: voltage-gated monoatomic anion channel activity. The coding region runs from base 1 to 879 and encodes 292 amino acids.
AUGUCUCAAGCUGUUCCCCCCUCAUGGAAGGAUCUCGGAAAAUCCUCUUCCGACCUUUUACUCAAAGAUUACCCUAUCCAAGGUACUUCUCUCGAGGUCAAGACUCUUACUCCCUCAAACGUAGCUUUCAAAGUUGCCGGUAUCAAAGAUGAUAAAUCCGGUGCUAUUGCCGGUGACAUCGAGGGUAAAUACACCGAUUUCAAGAACGGUUUGACCUUCACCCAAGCCUGGACCACUUCCAACCUCCUUCGAACUCAACUUGAGCUCGAGAACCAAAUUGCCAAAGGUCUCAAACUCGACCUUGCUACCACCCUUAACCCCGCCAAGUCUUCCAAGUCUGCUAUCUUGACCGCUAUCUACAAGCAACCUUCUCUCCACACCAGAGCCACCGUUGAUCUUUUCAAGGGUCCCACCUUCACUGCUGACACCGUUGUUGGCCGAGACGGUUUCCUUGUUGGUGCCGAGGCUUCUUACGACGUCCUCUCCGGUGCUAUCACCCGAUACGCUGGUGCCGUAGGAUUCUCUGCCCCCGAGUACGCCAUCACCCUCCACGGUCUUGGUAACCUCUCCACCUUCGCCGCCUCUUACUACCACAAAGUCUCCAAGGACGUUGAGGCCGGUGCCAAGGCUGUCUACGACACCAAAUCCACCACCGGUGGUGUCUCCCUCGAAGUCGGUGCUAAGACCUACCUUGACAACGCCGCUUUCGUCAAGGCUAAGAUCAACAACGCUGGUGUUCUUGCUCUCGGUUACACUCAAGCUCUCCGACCUGGUGUCAAGGCCUCUUUCGGUCUUGCCGUCGACACCACUCGACUCAACGAGCCCGCCGCCGGUCAAGCCGCCCACAAAGUCGGCGCUUCAUUCACCUUCAACGCCUAA